AUGUAUAGUCUCAUAGAAACGUACAAGUUGAAUGGUCAAUUCAGAUGGAUUUCUUCUCAGAUGAACCGUGUGAGAAAUGGCGAACUCUAUCGUUAUAUUGCUGACAACAGUGGAUCUUUUGUGCAACCAGCAUUCUAUGAAGCCUUCGGUUUGACUGUAGUCGAGGCCAUGACUUGUGGUUUGCCAACCUUUGUAACGGUCCAUGGUGGUCCAGCCAAAAUCAUUGUCCAUGGAAAGUCUGGUUUCUACAUUGAUCCUUACCAGGGGUUGCAUGUGGCUCAGCUCCUUGUCAAUUUCUUCGGGAGGUCCAAACCAGAUCCUUCUUACUGGGAAACCAUCUCGAUGGGUGGCCUGAAACUCAUCCAAGAGAAGUAUGCAUGGCAAAUUUACUCGGAUAGGCUAUCGACACUGGCUGGAGUAUACGGAUUCUGGAAGUACGUGUCCAAGCUUGAUCACCUCGAGAUCAGACGAUAUCUCGAAAUGUUUUACGGCCUCAAAUAUCGCAAGUUGGCUGAAGAUGUUCCCCGGGCAGUUGAUGAGUAG
Messenger RNA from Fraxinus pennsylvanica, 543 nucleotides. Lineage: Eukaryota; Viridiplantae; Streptophyta; Magnoliopsida; Lamiales; Oleaceae. The record is from the annotation of a GenBank genome assembly.